Molecule: messenger RNA, 3037 nt
Organism: Diospyros lotus (date-plum)
Lineage: Eukaryota; Viridiplantae; Streptophyta; Magnoliopsida; Ericales; Ebenaceae
Product: toMV susceptible protein tm-1(GCR26)
Exons: 10
Coding region: 77-2323 (748 amino acids)
Biological process (GO): carbohydrate derivative metabolic process
Molecular function (GO): catalytic activity; carbohydrate derivative binding
Source: RefSeq, a predicted model, not a curated record
UAGACAGAGACUUAUGAACUGCUGAUAUUUAAACCGCCAGUUCACAGGUGAGGAGGAGAAGGAAAGGGGGGAAAAGAUGGCGAGUCAUCUCCGAGUUUUCUGCAUUGGAACGGCUGAUACGAAGUUUGAUGAGCUCCGAUUCCUCUCCGACUCCGUUCGAUCCAGACUCAACAACUUUUCCGCACAAUCUUCCCCCCAGGUAGAGGUGACGGUGGUUGAUGUUUCCACUGGGAAGAAGGAGAUAGAGAGCUUUGGGGAUUUUAGUUUUGUGUCGAGGAGGGAUGUUCUUUCAUUCUAUUCUCAAUCAGGGGACCACUCUGCCACCUCGCUUCCUGAUGACAGGGGCAAAGCUAUAGGCAUAAUGAGUAAAGCAAUUGGGAUUUUCCUAGAGAAAGUCCACAAUGAUCGUGCUUGUGCAGGAGCUAUUGGACUUGGGGGUAGUGGAGGAACUGCUUUGCUAUCAUCUGCCUUCAAAUCUCUUCCAAUGGGAAUACCAAAGGUCAUUAUAUCAACGGUAGCUAGUGGUCAGACUGAACCUUAUGUUGGAACAUCAGAUCUGGUAUUGUUUCCUUCAGUUGUGGAUAUUUGUGGCAUUAACAGUGUAAGUAGAGUUGUCCUGUCAAAUGCUGGGGCUGCUUUUUCUGGAAUGGUGAUAGGAAGGCUUCAAGAGUCUUCUUCUCUCAAGAAUGAUAAGUUCACAGUUGGCAUAACCAUGUUUGGGGUUACAACUCCUUGUGUAAAUGCUGUUAAAGAAAGACUGGUUAAAGAAGGCUAUGAGACCCUAGUUUUUCAUGCCACUGGUGUUGGGGGCAGGGCUAUGGAGGAUCUAGUUAGAGCGGGCUUCAUAAAGGGUGUUUUGGACAUCACAACAACUGAAGUUGCAGAUCAUAUUGUUGGUGGGAUCAUGGCUUGUGACUCUUCACGCUUUGAUGCCAUUUUGGAGAGGAAUAUCCCCAUAGUUCUAAGUGUAGGAGCCUUGGAUAUGGUGAAUUUUGGCCACAUAAAUACCAUACCUUCUAAUUUUCAGCAAAGAAAAAUUCACAAACACAAUGAUCAGGUUUCUGUGAUGCGAACUACAGCAGAUGAAAACAAGAAAUUUGCUGCUUUUAUAGCAAACAAAUUGAACAGGUCAUCAUCAAAGAUCUGUGUUUGCCUCCCAGAGAAGGGAGUUUCUGGUUUGGAUGCACCUGGGAAGCCCUUUUAUGAUCCUGAAGCUACUGGUGCUCUCAUUAAUGAAUUAGAAAAUCUUAUUCAGACAAAUAAAGAUCGUAAGGUUAAGGUGGUUCCCUAUCAUAUUAAUGACCCAGAGUUCAUAAACGAAGUGGUUAGCUCAUUCUUAGAGAUUUGUAGCGAUUCCAGUGGCACCAUUGAUCAGCAAACUUCUGUGAAACCUAAUCUUGACCUCGAAAAGGGGUCUGCUUCUGAGAUGAGCAUGUCAGGUCAUGGCACAAUUUCUUACAGCUUAAGUAACUUCCCCAAUGCAAAGCCAGAGACUUUGCGGAGAACAAGAGUCAUAAUACAGCAACUGAAAGAUCAAAUAAGAGCAGGCAAGCCCAUUAUAGGGGCAGGUGCUGGGACAGGCAUAUCGGCAAAGUUUGAGGAAGCUGGUGGUGUUGAUCUGAUAGUCUUGUAUAAUUCAGGACGCUUCCGAAUGGCAGGAAGAGGUUCUUUAGCAGGUUUGCUACCUUUUGCAGAUGCUAAUGCAGUGGUGAUUGAUAUGGCCAACGAAGUCUUGCCUGUGGUGAAAAAGGUGCCAGUUCUUGCAGGUGUAUGCGCCACUGAUCCUUUUCGCCAAAUGGAUUUCUUUCUAAAGCAGUUGGAAUCAAUAGGAUUUUAUGGGGUUCAAAACUUUCCCACUGUAGGACUCUUUGAUGGCAACUUUAGACAAAAUCUGGAAGAAACGGGAAUGGGAUAUGGCUUGGAGCUUGAGAUGAUUGGAAAAGCUCAUAAAAUGGGCCUGUUAACAACCCCUUAUGCCUUCAACCCAGAUGAAGCCGUUGAAAUGGCAAAAGCUGGUGCUGAUAUCAUUGUAGCACACAUGGGUCUUACAACUUCAGGGUCAAUUGGUGCCAAAACAGCUGUGUCAAUUGAAGAAAGUGUAGUUCGUGUUCAAGAUAUUGCUGAUGCUGCUCAUAGGAUCAAUCCAGAUGCUAUUGUGCUCUGUCAUGGGGGUCCAAUAUCUGGUCCAAAAGAGGCGGAAUUUGUGCUAAAGAGAACCAGUGGAGUCCAUGGAUUCUAUGGUGCAUCAAGCAUGGAGAGGCUACCUGUUGAACAAGCUAUAACAGCCACAGUUCAACAAUACAAAUCAAUUCCUUUGAAGUGAAAUUCAGUGUUUGAUGUUUCUGGAGACUACAUAUUGAGCUCACGGGCUGAGCCUACGUUGGAUACGGGCACACAAACCUUGCCCAGGUUUGGUGGCUUGGGAUCAUUAAAUGUGACCUAGCUCGAUCCAUCAUCUUCAAAUUCGAUAUUACUCUGUUAAAGGUCUGAUAUUGUCUACAAAAUGUCUUAGGCUAAUGAGUAUAGAGCAUUCAUAAUUCAGCAAUUUCUUCACAAUGAGAUAGAUUUACAGGAUCGGAGAUUUCCCUAGUCUUUUUCAAGCUAAGGGCGAUAAAGUGAUUGGGCAGCCGCUCCUCAAUCUAGGAAUAUGAGCUUUCCUCUCUAGAGAUGCAUCAAGAUCAUCAACUCUCCACCUACGGAAAAUUGUAAGCGAAGUUCAAAGUUCAAUUUACAGCAGCAGAAAACAAAUUGUAGAAGACGACAAUGGAGCUUCUAUGUUAUUGAUCCGACUCACUUGUAUCCACUGGCGAGUCGGUGCAAGAACACCAGCAUCGUGACUUUAGCCAUGUUCAUUCCCAGGCAUGUUCUUGGCCCUGACCCAAAUGGUAUAAAACUGUAUGGUUUCUGCAUUUCCUGCAUACACAUGAAACAUUUUAAGCUUUGCAUCGUUGACGUAAAAAAUUGAACCCGAAGAAUGUUCUCGGUGUGAUACUGGAAAGGAGAAAUUCGAAGCAGAGAAAAAACUUGUUACAUCAAA